AUGAACUUUUCCAAGAAAAAACAUAGAUUAACAAUUUCAUUUCAUUUACAAUUCUUCGCUAAUAUUUUUUAUAUUUUUCUCGUUUUAGCUCUUUCAUUCAAUCAACCAAAGUUUUCUUCAACAGCUACUUGGGAUUCCAAUGGAAUUACGUUUGCUGAUUCAUCGAUUGUUGGAGUACAACCUGGCGCCAUUUUUGUAAACACAAACAACACAGUCUAUGUCACUAAUGGAGAAGACAACACAGUUUUAAUUUGGCGCGACGAGAGUAUCAACCCAACAAAGAUCAUUCACGGUAAUUUUACAAAACCCGUUUCUCUCUUCGUGACAUCGAAUGGUGAUAUUUAUAUUGAUGAUGGUUUUGAGAAUGGGCGAGUGCAGAAAUGGAUAACAGAAACAAAUACCUUUGCCACGGUGAUGAAUGUCAGUUCGCAAUGUGGUGGUUUGUUUGUUGAUAUCAAUGAUACUCUUUAUUGUUCAAUGACUGUUUAUCAUCAAGUAGUGAAAAGGUUAUUAAAUGAUACUGUGAUGACUUCAAAUCGUGUUGCUGCUGGAACUAGUUCUACAGGAUCAGCACCAAACGAACUUGCAUUUCCUAGUGGAAUCUUUGUUGAUGUGAAUUUGGAUUUAUAUGUCGCAGAGUGGGGUAAUCAUCGAGUUCAAUUGUUCCAGCCCGGAAAAUCAAAUGGUAUUACAGUGGCUGGAAUUACAUCACUAAAUCCAACAAUUACGCUUAGUUGCCCAAGUGGAAUUAUAUUAGAUAAUGAGAAAUAUUUAUUCAUUGUGGAUCAACUCAAUCGUCGCAUUGUUGGUUCAGGCUUGAAUGGUUUUCGAUGUUUAGUUGGAUGUUAUGGAUGGGGUUCACAAUCUAAUCAAUUGGAUGGUCCAUUUAGUUUGAGUUUCGAUCGUUCUGGAAACAUAUUCUUUUGGUAA
Messenger RNA from Adineta steineri, 930 nucleotides. The record is from the annotation of a GenBank genome assembly. Lineage: Eukaryota; Metazoa; Rotifera; Eurotatoria; Adinetida; Adinetidae.